AUGGCCGCCUCCUUGGCCCGUGGCGUGAGUGCCGGGCUGAGGCUGCGGGCGGCCCGGAGCGCCUGCUGGGCCCGGUGCGGGAGCUGUGCGGGCUCCGGGCUGAGGCUGCGGGUGGCGGCGGCGCUGGCCAGGACGCUCUGGGCGACAGGCUCGCGGCGAGCGGGAGAGGAGAAGGGCGGAUGCGAGCGGCCGGGGGACGUAGUCAACGUGGUGUUCAUAGACCGGUCCGGCCAGCGGAUCCCAGUGAGCGGCCAAGUCGGAGACAACGUGCUCCACCUGGCCCAACGCCAUGGGGUCGACCUGGAAGGGGCCUGCGAAGCCUCCUUAGCCUGUUCCACCUGCCACGUGUAUGUAAGUGAAGGCCACCUGGACAUCCUGCCGCCCCCGGAGGAGAGGGAGGACGACCUGCUGGACAUGGCCCCCUUGCUGCAGGAGAACUCCCGGCUGGGCUGCCAGAUCCUGCUGACCCCCGAGCUGGAAGGCGCUGAGUUUACCCUGCCCAAGAUCACCAGGAACUUCUACGUCGACGGCCACGUGCCCAAGCCCCACUGACCUGGGGCAACAGCCCAAGCCAGCAGGAGCAGCAUGGCCCCAGGGCCAGGACUAAGGCCAUGGCCACCACUGCGGGCCCAGCCCAGAGCGCGGACAGGCCUGAGAAGGGAGAGCGAGAAGAGUCGGAAGCACUUUGGAGACCGGGAGGGGAGUCCAGGCUGUGGUGGAAACAGGGCCCCUCAGCAGCCAGCCCCCGCUCCGCGUCCCCAAGAAUGGGAGUGGGGAGGGGGCAGACUCUACUGGAGCUGCAAUAAAACUGUCAC
Molecule: messenger RNA, 815 nt
Organism: Ochotona princeps (American pika)
Lineage: Eukaryota; Metazoa; Chordata; Mammalia; Lagomorpha; Ochotonidae
Gene: FDX2
Product: ferredoxin 2
Exons: 5
Coding region: 1-552 (183 amino acids)
Biological process (GO): P450-containing electron transport chain; positive regulation of oxidoreductase activity
Cellular component (GO): mitochondrion
Molecular function (GO): 2 iron, 2 sulfur cluster binding
Source: RefSeq, a predicted model, not a curated record